This is a messenger RNA of Chaetomium globosum CBS 148.51, 2043 nucleotides long. RefSeq lists its product as uncharacterized. Gene Ontology annotation, biological process: DNA topological change. Gene Ontology annotation, cellular component: nucleus. The record is from RefSeq and is a predicted model, not a curated record. Lineage: Eukaryota; Fungi; Ascomycota; Sordariomycetes; Sordariales; Chaetomiaceae. Bases 1 to 2043 code for a protein of 680 amino acids. The transcript has 7 exons. Gene Ontology annotation, molecular function: DNA topoisomerase type I (single strand cut, ATP-independent) activity; DNA binding.
AUGACGCGCAUUCUCUGUGUCGCCGAGAAGCCUUCUAUUUCGAAAGCGGUCGCUGGCCAUCUUUCCGGUGGUCAAUACCAAACAAACAACACCCGCAAUACUUACAUCAAAAACUACACCUUUGACUAUGACUUUGGGCCACCGUGGGGGCACUGCUCAGUGACCAUGACCGCCGUGAAGGGCCAUCUCACAACCGUUGAAUUUCCGUCCGACUACAAGCAAUGGGAGUACCCGCCGCCCGACCGACUCUUCGACGCCCCCGUGCUGACGGUCAUCCCCCCUGACAACAAGUCUAUCGCAAAGAACAUCGAAGAUCAAGCGAGACGCGCCCGAUGGGCUUGUCAUCUGGACCGAUUUGCGAUCGAGAAAGGUGAAACACAUCGGAAAGCGAGAUCAGGUCUGCCGCGAGGAAAAGGCAACAGCAAUAUCCAGAUCAAGCGGGCAAGGUUUAGCAAUAUCGAAAAGAGCCAAGUAGACGCUGUGUCGGCACGCAUCGAGCUCGACCUGAGGAUAGGGUAUGCCUUCACUCGGUUCUUGACCCUCAACCUCCGCCCCCUAGGAGGGCCUCUGUCCAAGCUCACACUCAGCUACGGGUCUUGCCAGUUUCCUACUCUCGGCUUCGUCGUGGAUCGGUAUUUCCGGGUCAAGAACUUCGUCCCCGAGACCUUCUGGGGAAUCAAAAUGAUGCACGAGAGGGACGACAUCAAGGUCAACUUCAACUGGUCCAGACACCGGCUGUUUGACCGCAUGUCGGUCGUCAUCUUCUACGAGCGAUGCCUCGCGGCCAGGACGGCCAAGGUCACCAAGGUCCAGGAGAAGCCCACCAAAAAAUGGAAGCCACUCCCGCUCACAACGGUCGAGAUGCAAAAGAUGGCCACCCGGUUCCUGCGCAUGACGGGUCAGCAGGCCAUGACCGUGGCCGAGAAACUCUACAACAAGGGCUUCAUCAGCUACCCGCGCACCGAAACCGACCGCUUCGACAAGGGGAUGGACCUCCGGGCUCUGGUGCGCAAACAAACCCAAGACAACCGCUGGGGCGCCUUCGCGCAGAACCUCGUCGACGGCGGCUUCCAGCAACCACGGCAGGGCCGGCACGACGACAAAGCCCACCCGCCCAUCCACCCAAUCACCUACGCCGCGGCCGGGGCGCUCGACGACAGCGAGCGGCGCGUCUACGAGCUCGUGGCCUACGGGGACGAGGCCUUCCACGCGCACGGCGUCAUCGUGCUGGCGCGCAACUACCUCGACGUCUACCCCUACGAGAACUGGACCGGCACCGCCCAGCUGCCGCGCUUACACGCGUCGGCGAGCGCUUCGAGCCCACCGAGGCCAUGCUCGACCGAGGGCAAGACCGGCCCCCCCGGCUACCUCACCGAGGCCGACCUGAUCGCCCUCAUGGACGCCAACGGCAUCGGCACCGAUGCCACCAUGGCCGAGCACAUCGAGAAGAUCCAGGAGCGCCAGUACGCCAGGACCGUGGAACGCGGCGGCGGCGGGGGUGGUGGCAACGGCGACGGCGACGGCGACGAACCAGAGGCCGCUCCCGCGGCGGCGAGGGGAGGCGGGCGCGGACGUGGCAGGGGCCGCGGCGGUCGCGGCGGCGGCGCACGGGGUGGCGGGCGUGGGGGGGCGGGUGCAGGCCGGGGCGGCGUGCGCGAGUUCAUCCCGACCAGUCUGGGGGUGGCGCUGAUCGAGGGGUUUGACCGGAUGCGCUUCGAGACCAGCUUGGGCAAGCCGUUCCUGCGCAAGGAGAUGGAGCUCAAGAUGAAGGCCAUUUGCGACGGGCGCACCACCAAGCAGGCCGUCCUGCACGAGAGCCUGAGCGAGUAUCGGCAGGUCUAUGACCAGUCGCGCGCCGAGCUCAACAUCCUAAAAGCAGGCACUAACGCCGGACGAUCUCGCGUGGUGGGAGAGCGGGAUGUCAUGUGGAUUGGCGGUGGUGCAGACAGAUGGACGGGGACACGCAGUUCCCAGGGCCGCCAAAGCAUCGAUCGCAUGGCCUGCGAACGCAUGGCGGGGCGCGGUGCGAGGGGUGAUAGGUAG